AUGACCACUUACGUCCCCGAGUCACAAAAGGGUCGAUCCAUCGCUGUAUUCUGGAUAAUAUUCAAUCUCGGCGGUAUGAUCGGGUCUCUAGCCAGCUUUGGCUUAAACUACCAUUCCGAAGAAGGCUCGGUGUCGAAUAGUACGUACAUUGCGACGAUGGUAAUUAUGAUGUUUGGGUGGGUGAUUGGUGUCUUCAUCUGUCCUCCGUCCCGCAUCAAGCUAUUACAGCUACACGAGGCGGAAUCCAGCGUCAUCCAUCAAUCUAUAGGUAAAAGGUUAAUGAAUAUACUUCAUGCCCUCCUGCAGGUGCGGGUUCUCUGCAUCCUACCGCUCUUCUUCUGUGCGAACGUGUACUACUCCUACCAACAGAAUAACGUCAACGGAACGACAUUCAAUAUCCGAACUCGAUCGCUUAACUCGGCCAUAUAUUGGAUGGCACAGAUGUUUGGCGGCCUAUUCAUGGGCUUUCUUCUUGAUUUCGCCUAUUUUAACCGUCGACAGCGCGCGUGGCUUGGCUGGGCGACGCUUAUGAUAACCGGAAUGGCGAUUUGGGGGGGCGGACUUGCGUUCCAACGCUGGGAAGAUGAGAGACUUGCGCGCGGCCUGAAGCAGGAUAUCGACUAUGCUCGUGACGCAGGUAUUGCUACGGGGCCGAUAUGGUUGUUUUUCUUCUACGGGUCGUAUGAUGCGUUGUGGCAGGGGUACUGUUACUGGUUGAUUGGUACGAUGUCGAACUCUGCGGCUGUGGCUGCCGUGUUGGUAGGUGCGUACAAGACGUUCCAGGCUGCGGGGGGAGCGAUGGCUUGGAGAAUUAAUGCGCUUAAUGCGGCGCCGAUAACGCAGUUGGCGAUGGACUGGGGUCUGUGUAUCGGGGCGUUGGUGGUGGCUAUUCCAACGGUUUGGAUGGUUACUUUGACUAGUGUUGACGACGGGCUGACGGUAACGGAUGAGAAGAAAGUAGACGAAGAUGAUAAAUAG
Messenger RNA from Arthroderma uncinatum, 978 nucleotides. RefSeq names its product DUF895 domain membrane protein. NCBI's taxonomy places the organism in Eukaryota, Fungi, Ascomycota, Eurotiomycetes, Onygenales, Arthrodermataceae. Bases 1 to 978 code for a protein of 325 amino acids. The transcript has a single exon. The record is from RefSeq and is a predicted model, not a curated record.